This is a messenger RNA of Diutina rugosa, 2346 nucleotides long. RefSeq names its product Try5p (gene TRY5). The record is from RefSeq and is a predicted model, not a curated record. NCBI's taxonomy places the organism in Eukaryota, Fungi, Ascomycota, Pichiomycetes, Serinales, Debaryomycetaceae. Bases 1 to 2346 code for a protein of 781 amino acids. The transcript has a single exon.
AUGAACGACGCUACCACCACGGCGGCGUCACCGCCACUAGCCACCACUAUCGGCGCCCCGCGAGCAGCGCCCAUCGCCCCCAAUAGCGCUCACCAAGCCAACGGCACCCCCGACUCGCACGGCCCUAGCCUAGGCCGCCACGACCCCGACGCCUCCACCUCGACCGCCCACCAAUCCUCGUCGUCGUCUCAAUCUUCAAACUCGCCCCACGACUUGAUUUUCUUGCUCAGCAUCACCCGCAAGCUCGACGCCAUCGUCGACGGCGCCAGCGACGACGGCGCCGCCCUGGUCAACGACGCCUUUCUCAUCGGCUACACCCACUUGGUCAAUGCCACCACUACUUACCCAGUAUUCGACAAGAUAAUGACCGAUUUGGUCAACUAUCUCCACCUGUACAACCAGCACAAGGAACUGGUGAUCCCCGUGAAAGUGGGGCUUAUCUGCGGCGUGUGUCUGCUUGGCUUUGUCAUCAACCACCAGUGGGAGCGGCUGGUGGAGCUCUUCGCCAAACUGUGGCGUCUCCUCGUCGACCAGACGGUGCCCAACUAUAACGUGAGCAAUAACCUUUUGGACCAGAUCGAUAUCCUCACCAACUUGUUUGUGUUGGCCUACGUUUACCUAGACCAUAAUAUCAGCGCCAGGGGAGACGUGGGAGUGCUGCAGCAGGUGCUCUUGGACUAUCUCGACGAUAUCCUGGCGAUCAUCGUCCAGAACCUUGGCGACGACCUGACCCUCGUCGAUUUGAACCUCGAGUUGUUCUGGGGGAUAUACAUGCUUCUCUCGCAGAACUUGGUGCUGCUGCCGCCUAAAUGCUAUGGGUUUGUCCUCGAUAAGCCUGUAGUGAGAGGGUGGCACUCGCUCACGGAUAUCAUGACCCAGCUGCUGCGGCUGUGUCUCACACCCCCGCCGCCCCUGGCGAAACCGGCCCCUGACGACUACUGGCGGCUGAUCGUGGUGUUGACGUUGAAAAACGAGUUGAAGAAGUUCGCGCUGUCCGAGGACUACGCCAUCUUCCAGCUGAAGAACUCUCUCCACAACCUGAUCAUCCUUAUUAAUAAGAGCUUUAGCGUCGGCUGGGAAGGCGUGCCGGAGGGGGCAGCGCUGCUGGGGGUGCUGCCGCGGCUGCUGAUUCUGCACCACCCGUUGGAGCUGAGGCUGGGGCCAAAACUCUUCGCUUUAUUCAAGAAAAACUGCAUCAUCAACGCCCCACCAAAGUUCCACGAGUUGCUCAACAACUACCUCUUGGUACCAGCAAGAUUUUACCAUUGGGAGCUUUUUGCCGUCACUUUGAAUGAGAUUAAUAUCGAUUUUCCCAUCCACCCCCACUUGGGAGCAGCGCUCGCCCACCCGGAACUGCUGGCGCAACAGCUCCACUGCCUGUUGUACCAGUUCUUCAACUUCCGCCAGCACGCCGUCGACAUCAACAACAACUUGCUGAUCAUCUCAUUUCCGAUAAUCUUCCUCGCCAAUUUUGUGAAUUUGGGCCUCUUCUCCCUCGCCCACUACCACCACAACCAGCUUUUGCGGGUCAACGUCGUCAUCUUCGAGUGGUACGUGGUGCUGAUCAAGAUCCUCUUGUUCAUGUGGCAGGAGCCGGCGGUGUUCGACGACAACUACAUAUUGCAGCUGCUCGUGUACUUGUUGCUCGACAACAAGCAGCCAUUGCUCUCCCGGAUCGGCGCCGCCACGCCGCUGGCGCUGGCGCCAGCGGCCUCGGCCGCCCACGAACCGUUCCAAUUUAACCACAAAUGGUUCUGCGUGCUUAAAUUGAAAUUGGACGCCGUUUUCGAUACUUGGCUUGAAUUUGCUCAAGUAGCCGUCGACGGCCAGGCGGUGGUAGCGCUUAAACGAGCCGUCCACGCCGCUGUGGAUAACUUAGUGGCGCUGGAAAUGGCCCGCCAGGCUCCCCCCGAAUGGCGGGUCCCGUCGUCGUCGUCCACUCACGCCCAAACCGCUGCUAACAACCAAAACGCGCCUCACCUCCUGUUGACUCACCUUACCGACCGCAGACUGAACCUGAUCACGUUGGGGAUGCUCCAACACCAGCCGUUAGGCGCUAAUGGCGCUAACGGCACUGGCGCUGGCGACAACUCGCCGCUCUUAACCAACUCCGGUGCCGCCUACAACUCGUUCGUGCGCCAGGGGAGCGCCCUGCUGCUGUCGCUGCGCCACAGCCUGACAGUGGGGUUGCCCCAGCUGAGGCUCCUGCUGCUGCUGCUGUAUCUGAACUACACGCCCCUGCUCAUGCCGGUGGCCCCUGGCAGGGACUUGGUGUUACCGCCGAUCCUUCCCAAGACCACCAACGAGUCCAAGGAGAUGAAACCGUUGAUCCCCGGCCGGAGAUAG